AUGAACAUGGGUGGUAGUAGUAGCGCUGCUACUAAAAAAGCAACAUGUAAAAUAUCGAUGUUGUGGAAUUGGUACACGAUUGAUACCUGCUUUAUUGCUAGAUCCUGGAGAAAUGAUACGAAGGGGAAAUUUGCGGGUUCUUGUAUCGGUUGUUUUGCCCUGGUGGUCGUCGCACAAUGGCUUACUCGUUUUUCAAGACAAUUUGAUGUUGAACUCUUAAGAAGACAGAAAAUAAAGCAUUUGGCAAACUACUCACCAGAAGAGUACGUUGUAAAAUGUGGCGAUGAAGAUGCCAAGUCUGAUAUGGAGGAGCUGCAAGGGUUUCAUAACGAAGCUAGCUGGAAAACAACCUUGAUCGCUCUACAAAAGAGUUUUAUCUACAGUUUUUACGUUUGGGGCCCAAGAGGAUUAAAUAAUCCUGAAGAUGAUUUAUUAAAGAAAGUCCUAUCAUGUUGUUCUUUAGUAACUCCCGUAGAAUUGUACCCCAGCUUUUUGGAUCAUAUGGUAAGAGUAACCAUUUUCGUCCUACAAUGGGGAUUGUCAUAUAUCAUCAUGCUGCUGUUCAUGUAUUAUAACGGCUAUAUUAUCAUCAGUUGUUUGAUUGGUGCUAUAGUUGGUCGUUUUAUAUUCUGCUACGAACCUCUUGGUUCUAUGGGUGGAGGAGAAUCGGCUCAAAGCACUGUUAGUUACGACAAAGAAAGCGAUGACCGUAAAUGCUGCUUGUAA
Saccharomyces eubayanus is the source of this 726-nucleotide messenger RNA. It is a transcript of the gene CTR3, whose product is annotated as high-affinity Cu transporter CTR3. Gene Ontology annotation, biological process: copper ion transmembrane transport. The coding region runs from base 1 to 726 and encodes 241 amino acids. The record is from RefSeq and is a predicted model, not a curated record. The transcript has a single exon. Gene Ontology annotation, molecular function: copper ion transmembrane transporter activity. Gene Ontology annotation, cellular component: membrane. Lineage: Eukaryota; Fungi; Ascomycota; Saccharomycetes; Saccharomycetales; Saccharomycetaceae.